UGGAAAAUAAUUAGCCAAGUCUAUGAAAGAAAUAAGAGAAUUUUGAAGAUGUUUUAAAAGGUUUUUAAGAGAAAAAAUGCUUUUAAAUGGCAAAGAAAUCCCCGAAGGUUAUAGUGCCUAUGGACAUCAGGUUGCUGGCCAUCGUUUUGAGACUGGACAUCAAGGCAUGCUGCUCGAUUCUGAUGGGAAAUUACUCAAACCAAUCCAGGCACCUCCGAGAGGCAAGCAAGAGGUGGUUUUCUAUCAGACUGUCUUUGAACAUAAACACCAUCCAACAUUAACAAAACUUCAACAAUUUCUUCCAAGAUAUUAUGGCAUUAAACAUCUAGUUCCCCAAGACAUGCCAUUGGAAGGCCGAGCAGAUAAAUAUAUUGUUUUGGAGAACCUAACAAGACAUUUUAACAAGCCCUGUAUACUUGAUGUCAAAAUUGGUAAAUGUAUUACAGACCAUUUGGCAACGCAGGCUAAACGAGAGCGGGCCAUAUGCAAAUAUCCUGAACAAGAGAUGUUUGGUUUCCGAAUUCUUGGCAUGAAAAUUUUCAAUAAAAUUUGCAAGCAUUACAAGAUCUAUGACAAGUCAUUUGGAAAGAAUUUGAAGACACACACUGAUGUGUUAUCAGGUCUUAAAGAAUUCCUUCAGGCAGAUGAAUAUGGAACAGCUCAUCUUGAGGAAAUCCUAGAGCAUCUAAAAACUAUUAAAUUUUGGGCCUUUGAGCAAAGAAUACUUCGAUUAUAUUCAAGCUCAGUUCUAAUUAUUUAUGAAGGUGAUGAAGGGUGCAUCGGUGAAAGCAUUGAAGAUUCUCCUGACAACUCCUUGAAAGACAAUAAAAUGCUAAAUUCAUACAGUUCAAAGAACCAAAGUCUGAAAAACGACAUUGGUGAAGAAACACAUGAUUUGAUGCAGAAUUGGCCAUUGAAAGUGAAUGGUUCAGACGAAAGUCGAGACAUGCAGAGUUCUUGUAAUAAGACUGGCAUUAAGCUUAAAAAACCAAACGUCAGCAUACAUUUGGUAGACUUUGCUCACACUUACAUAGGGAAACACAAAGACCCAGAUGAAAAUUACAUUUAUGGCUUGUGUAACCUUAUUAACUAUUUCGAAGAAGUUAUUAGAACUAGGUAGUGUUUAAUCAUUAUCUCAUUGAAAUGUUUAGAUAGUUUCAUUAAA
Molecule: messenger RNA, 1165 nt
Organism: Dendronephthya gigantea
Lineage: Eukaryota; Metazoa; Cnidaria; Anthozoa; Malacalcyonacea; Nephtheidae
Product: inositol polyphosphate multikinase-like
Biological process (GO): inositol phosphate biosynthetic process
Cellular component (GO): cytoplasm; nucleus
Molecular function (GO): inositol-1,4,5-trisphosphate 3-kinase activity; inositol tetrakisphosphate kinase activity
Source: RefSeq, a predicted model, not a curated record